Messenger RNA from Cinclus cinclus, 1533 nucleotides. It is a transcript of the gene HSF4, whose product is annotated as heat shock transcription factor 4. Gene Ontology annotation, biological process: regulation of DNA-templated transcription. NCBI's taxonomy places the organism in Eukaryota, Metazoa, Chordata, Aves, Passeriformes, Cinclidae. The record is from RefSeq and is a predicted model, not a curated record. The transcript has 13 exons. The coding region runs from base 1 to 1533 and encodes 510 amino acids. Gene Ontology annotation, molecular function: DNA-binding transcription factor activity; sequence-specific DNA binding.
AUGCAGGAUUCACCCAGCUCUCUGGUGAUGGAUGGAUACUCCAGCAAUGUCCCAGCCUUCCUAACAAAACUCUGGACGCUGGUGGAAGACCCUGAAACAAACCAUCUCAUCUGCUGGAGUUCUAAUGGCACCAGCUUCCAUGUGUUUGACCAAGGCCGCUUUGCCAAAGAGGUGCUGCCCAAGUAUUUCAAGCACAACAAUAUGGCCAGCUUCGUCCGGCAGCUGAACAUGUAUGGCUUCAGGAAGGUGGUGAACAUCGAGCAGGGAGGGCUUGUCAAGCCUGAGCGGGACGACACUGAGUUCCAGCACCUCUGCUUCCUGCAGGGCCACGAGCACCUCCUGGAGCACAUCAAGAGGAAGGUGUCAGUAGUGAAAAGUGAGGAGACCAAGAUGCGCCAGGAGGACCUCAGCAGGUUGCUAUACGAGGUACAAAUACUGAGAAGUCAGCAGGAGAACAUGGAGUGUCAAGUGCAGGACAUGAAGCAGCAAAAUGAAGUUCUUUGGCGGGAAGUUGUUUCUCUCCGGCAGAACCACUCACAGCAACAGAAAGUCAUCAACAAGCUGAUUCAGUUUCUGUUUGGCCAGCUCCAAUCAAGCCCCAGCAGCACUGGGAUAAAGAGGAAGCUACCUCUGAUGCUUGACAAUGGGAUCUCAGCUCCACCUGUGUCCAAGUUCAGCCGGCAUUUGUCUGCAGACCCCCUCCACGACCCCUAUUUCAUACAGUCGCCAUCGACAGAGCCUGCCUCUUGCUUAAACAGCCCUGCAAUCACUGGAGGACCCAUCAUAUCUGAUGUUACUGAAGCAUCACCAUCCAACAUCAUGAAUAUGCAAUCCCCUCCUGAAAAUGACAGGGAGAAGUGCCUCAUGCUGAUCAAGGAAGAGCCAGCGAGCCCUGGAGUGAAAGCCAGCGUGGAGCCCGAGGUGCCCCUGCCCGGCUGCCGGGCCUGCUCCGAGCCCCCGGUGCUGCCGGUGGCCAUGGUUCAGUCUGUGCUGGAGGGCAAGGGCAGCUGUGGUGCAGUCCCACCAGGGACCUCCCAACCACCCGAGAGGAGAGGCAGGAGGGCACUGCUGGACAGAACAGAUAUUUCAGACCCAUUGGAGGGCACCGACUGGAGUUUGGAGGGGCUGCAGCUGCUGCUGAGGAGCCAGCAGUACAGCCUGGAGCCUGCCAGCCUCUUGGAUGUCUUUAAUCCCAAUUUAUCUCUGAGUGAGUGGAAUUUGACUGAAAUGGAAGCCAGUCUGUCCCCGAUGCAGCGACUCACAGUGGAUCUGGAGAAGAGUGCAACUGAGCUGCCCCCAAAAGUGUUCAACCCACCAUUCAACAACACCUGCCCAGGGAAAGAUGUCAUUCCUGAAAGUGCCCAGCAGUUCCUCCUCGACCGUCAGUCCAUCUUUGGGAAUGACCUCAUCAGCUUGCCUGAAAAUUCAUCACUUUAUGUUCCUUCUGAAAAUAUAGCUUCCUACAUGUCCUCUGUGGGUGUCCAAGGGGAUAUCCCCCUAAACCUGAGUUCUUCAAUGGACAACAGCCAGUGA